AAAACCAUGUCUCCCAAUUAUCAAUCGAAAAAGUUGGACAAAAAACAAAAACGAUGCGUGGCAAUUAUUCAAAAUGAGUGCAAAAUCGAACCAGUUACAGAUGGGGUUUCCAAAUAUGUGGCCAUUCUCAAUGCCGGUCUGUCCACGGGCCUCACAGAGGAAUUGGUUCUGGAAACAGUGGAGAAAUAUGGACAAAUAUCUCGACUCUUGAUGUUGCCCAACAAAUCAUAUUGCUUUAUGGAAUGCAGUUCAACAGAUGAUGCCCAAAAUAUCGUACAAAAUAUGAAUGGUAUUUCGAAAAUCGGACAAAAGGAAGCUGUUGUAUACCUAUCAUAUUUUGCCGAACUUCCACAAUCAGAAGAUUCAAAUUGGCUAAAACCUUUACCCGAUGGAUUAAUAUUACUAAAUGAUUUUAUCACCGAAGAGGAGGAACGCCGUUUAUUGGAUGCCAUACAAAUGCAAGACAUUGAAGUUGAUGCUGCCUUAAAACAUCGUAAAGUAAAGCAUUUUGGUUAUGAAUUUAUCUACGGGCGGAACAAUGUUGAUCCCGACAAGCCAUUAAGUAAUAAAAUCCCUCAAGAAUGUGAUGGAUUUUGGCCAAGACUAGAGGCAAUCAGUAUAGAACGUAACUAUGAUUUUGAAUGGUAUGUUCCGGAUCAAUUAACAGUAAAUGCCUAUGAACCUGGUCAGGGAAUACCACCCCAUGUUGAUACCCACAGUGCCUUUUUGGAUCCCAUACUCUCUUUGUCCUUAGAGAGUGAUGUUGUUAUGGAGUUCCGUAAGGGCUUGGAAAAACGUUCGGUUGUAUUACCACGACGUUCGUUGUUAAUUAUGUCUGGUGAAGCGCGCUAUGAUUGGACACAUGGCAUUACACCGCGCAUUUUAGAUGUUGUAAUGACUGCUAAUGGCAAUUUGUCGACACGACGACGUUCAAAACGUACCUCUUUAACAUUUAGAAAGUUAAGAAGAGCUCCAUGUAACUGUAAUUUCCCCUUGCUUUGUGAUACUAAAUUGGAAGCAUUGAAGACAACAGAAUCAACAAUUGAAACCGAGAAGGCCGCCCUUUUGGAAGAGAAAAAUGUUCAUAACGUCUACGACCACAUUGCCGAACAUUUCAGUGAAACCAGACAUUCACCAUGGCCACAGGUUGCUGAUUUCCUUAAGAGUUUUCCCCCCUCGUCCAUACUACUCGAUGUUGGUUGCGGAAAUGGUAAAUAUUUAAAUUGUAAUCCAAAUCUACUCAACAUUGGCUGUGAUCGCAGUAAUGGCCUGUUAAAGGUAUGUUCUUCCCUCAACUAUCAAACGUUCCGUUGUGAUUGCAUUCAUGUUCCGGUGAGAUCCAACAGUGUUGAUGGUUGUAUAAGUAUUGCGGUUAUACAUCAUUUGGCUACUAAGGAAAGACGUCUGAUGGCUGUUAAAGAGCUGGCGCGAAUUUUAAGACCCUCGGGCCAGGGUCUCAUAUAUGUCUGGGCCAAAGAUCAAAAUGCCAAUAAUAAGAAAUCAUCUUAUCUGCGGCAAAAUAAAUCGGUUAAUAAACAAAAAGCCACCGAAGAACAACAGAGGCAACAAACGCAACAACAGCUGGAGGAGAAAGCUAAAGAAGCUCCCGUGGCACUUCCGGUACAUACAAAUCGUACGGAAUUUUUACAGCAAGAUGUUUUGGUGCCGUGGAAAGUGAAAGGUCCAGUGCAACAAGUUGAGGCUGACAAAUCAACAUUUUUACGUUACUAUCACGUAUUUGAAGAAAACGAAUUGGAAUCGUUGAUUGGCGAGGUGCCUGAUAUAAAUCUGGUUAAAAGUUACUAUGAUCAGGGUAAUCAUUGUGUGAUUUUUGAAAAGAUUUGA
Molecule: messenger RNA, 1845 nt
Organism: Musca vetustissima
Lineage: Eukaryota; Metazoa; Arthropoda; Insecta; Diptera; Muscidae
Product: alkylated DNA repair protein alkB homolog 8-like
Exons: 1
Coding region: 7-1845 (612 amino acids)
Biological process (GO): tRNA wobble uridine modification
Cellular component (GO): cytoplasm; nucleus
Molecular function (GO): tRNA binding; S-adenosylmethionine-dependent methyltransferase activity
Source: RefSeq, a predicted model, not a curated record